Molecule: messenger RNA, 780 nt
Organism: Colletotrichum costaricense
Lineage: Eukaryota; Fungi; Ascomycota; Sordariomycetes; Glomerellales; Glomerellaceae
Product: protein kinase
Exons: 2
Coding region: 1-780 (259 amino acids)
Biological process (GO): peptidyl-serine phosphorylation; peptidyl-threonine phosphorylation
Molecular function (GO): ATP binding; protein serine/threonine kinase activity
Source: RefSeq, a predicted model, not a curated record
AUGAUAGACCAAUGCUACUACAUAGCCGACGCCUUAGCCACGGUUCAUGGCUAUGAUUCUUGUGAAGGGGGGUACUCUUCCGAGGCCCAGCUUCAUCUCGACAUCAAGCCGGAGAACGUUGUCUGCUUCCAAAAGUCCCACGACGGCAAAGUCUCAUACGACUUGAAGCUAACGGACUUUGGUCUCUCUAAAUCUUUCAAUCGGAGUUCUCCGUCACGUCCGAGACAGAAGGUGGAGACAAAGACGUAUCGGCCGCCCGAGCGAGACACGGAUCUUAGGAAGUCUGUGGUGGAUGAACCUUUCGACAUAUGGUGUUUGGGAUGCCUGUUUCUCGACUUUAUCACCUGGGCCAUCGAGGGGUGGGGCGCAGUUGAGAGCUUCCGCGAAAGCCGCCUUUUAGAGACCGAUGAGGACGACGUCGACCCAGAAUUUCCCCCGGUACUGGAAGAUACUUUCUUCAAAAAGAGGGUGCAACAAGGGACAUGGUGGUGGCCACGAAGAAUUUCUCGGACCAUUGUUGCAGAUCUGAAGCCCUCAGUAGUUUCGCAAUUCCAGUAUCUCCGCGACCAUGCACGAUGCACCGAGGAAUUGAGGAGAUUCCUCAGUCUCGUCCAGUCCAGAAUGCUGCUCGUUGACGGCAGUACACGAGCAGCGUCGAAUGAGGUUCGAGAUGUCCUGCAGGUGUGGAAGCAGAGCUUCAUAGAGCAAAGAGCCGAGGCACAAAACCUCAAUCCGACUAGUCAGCGGUUGCAUGGGCAAACGAAUUCAGGCCUUUGCUAG